Messenger RNA from Neltuma alba, 810 nucleotides. RefSeq names its product PLAT domain-containing protein 1-like. The coding region runs from base 48 to 482 and encodes 144 amino acids. The record is from RefSeq and is a predicted model, not a curated record. NCBI's taxonomy places the organism in Eukaryota, Viridiplantae, Streptophyta, Magnoliopsida, Fabales, Fabaceae. Gene Ontology annotation, molecular function: protein binding. The transcript is spliced from 2 exons.
CAUUGUCUCGUCUUGUUUUUGUACUCUCACUCAUCAGCAUCGCUGCAAUGGCUAUACCUGAGGACUGCGAGUACGAAGUGAGCGUCCAGACAGGAGAUGUCCCUAAGGCACAAACGGGCUCCCGCGUUAGCCUCAAGCUAGUGUCCUGUAGCGGCAAAAACUUUACCGUCAACGACCUCCUAGAAUGGUUGCAGUCACCCCGUCACACGCCCUACCAGAGGGGACAGCUCGACGUCUUCAAGGGCAAUGCCCUUUGCCUCGAUCCCUGUGCCAUGAUCAUCACCAACCAUGCCGGCCCUGACAAAGUAUACUCAGGGUGGUACUUGGAAUACGUGGAUGUCAAGACCGGUGACAGCACUUCUCCGGUGCAUUUCCCGGUGUACCGGUGGCUGGCUAAUGACGUACCGCCCAAUGCGCUCAAUGCCACCGUCAACAACUGCAACUGCUCAGAUAAGUUGAAGUCCGCUCUCUCUGCUGAGUGAGAGGGAGUGGCCGGUGUUACAUAAUGUUUGCCAUGUGUCUCGUACUCGUUUCAUUAAUAUUAAUAAUUAUUACUUCUCUCGGCUUAUUUAUGACCAUAGAUAGGCCCUGAGAUAGCAAUACGUAUUUGGCUUUUGCUGGUGUUCUUGUGUGUUACGUAAUGAUAUGUCUCCUCUCAAUAUUGAUAAUUGUUACCUCCUGCGGCUUAUAUGUAAUAUAUAAAUAAAUAAAUAGGCCAUGAGGUAGCAAUAUGCAUAUGUAUGUAUCUGGCUUUUGUUGGUGCACUACUGUGUAAUAUGUGUGUUAAUACAUGUUUGUUAUAAUUUACUA